Molecule: messenger RNA, 1422 nt
Organism: Cynocephalus volans (Philippine flying lemur)
Lineage: Eukaryota; Metazoa; Chordata; Mammalia; Dermoptera; Cynocephalidae
Gene: DMRT3
Product: doublesex and mab-3 related transcription factor 3
Exons: 2
Coding region: 1-1422 (473 amino acids)
Biological process (GO): male sex differentiation; regulation of transcription by RNA polymerase II
Cellular component (GO): nucleus
Molecular function (GO): DNA-binding transcription factor activity, RNA polymerase II-specific; protein binding; RNA polymerase II cis-regulatory region sequence-specific DNA binding
Source: RefSeq, a predicted model, not a curated record
AUGAACGGCUACGGCUCCCCCUACCUGUACAUGGGCGGCCCGGUGUCGCAGCCGCCGCGGGCGCCUCUGCAGCGCACGCCCAAGUGCGCGCGCUGCCGCAACCACGGCGUGCUGUCCUGGCUCAAGGGCCACAAGCGCUACUGCCGCUUCAAGGACUGCACCUGCGAGAAGUGCAUCCUCAUCAUCGAGCGGCAGCGGGUCAUGGCGGCACAGGUGGCGCUGCGCAGGCAGCAGGCCAACGAGAGCCUGGAGAGCCUUAUCCCCGACUCGCUGCGCGCUCUCCCUGGGCCCCCGCCGCCCGGAGACGCCGCCGCCGCUGCCGCCCCGCAGCCGCCGCCUUCCUCGCAGCCAUCCCAGCCGCCGCCGCGCACUAACGCCGAGUUGGCCGCGGCCGCCGCGCUGCGCUGGGCCGCCGAGCCCCAACCCGGGGCGCUGCAGGCGCAGCUCUCCAAGCCAGAUUUGAAUGAAGAACGACUUGGGGACGGCAGCUCGGCAGACAAUACAGAGGCCUUCAGCGACAAAGACACUGACCAGAGGAGUUCCCCAGAUGUGGCAAAGAGUAAGAGCUGCUUCACCCCUGAGAGCCCUGAGAUAGUGUCUGUGGAUGAAGGGGGGUACACUGUCCAGAAAAACGGAGGCAACCCCGAGAGCCGCCCCAACAGCCCCAAGUACCACGCGGAGCAGAAUCACCUCCUGAUUGAGGGCCCGUCCGGGACUGUUUCUCUGCCCUUCAGCUUGAAAGCCAACAGACCUCCACUCGAAGUGCUAAAAAAGAUAUUCCCCAACCAGAAGCCGACAGUGCUUGAGCUCAUCCUGAAGGGCUGUGGGGGAGACCUGGUGAGCGCCGUGGAAGUCCUUCUGUCCAGCCGCUCGUCUGUCCCGGGAGCAGAGAGAACUGCAGCAGAACCCGAGGGUCUCGUGCUGCCCUCCAACGGGCACAUCUUUGAACACACCUUGAGCUCCUACCCUAUCUCCUCGUCCAAAUGGUCAGUGGGAUCAGCCUUUCGAGUCCCAGACACGUUGAGGUUUUCUGCUGACUCUAGUAAUGUUGUCCCCAACCCCUUGGCCGUGCCUCUGCAGCACCCGUUCCCCCAGCCGCCCCGGUACCCGCUGAUGCUGAGGAAUACUUUGGCAAGAAACCAGUCGAGCCCCUUUUUGCCCAAUGAUGUCACCCUGUGGAACACGAUGACGCUGCAGCAGCAGUACCAGCUGAGGUCCCAGUAUGUGAGUCCUUUCUCCAGUAACUCUACCAGCGUCUUCAGAAGCUCACCUGUCCUCCCCACCCGUACCACGGAAGACCCUCGGAUCUCUAUCCCCGAGGAUGGGUGUCCCAUUGUGUCAAAGCAGUCCAUUUACACCGAGGAUGACUAUGAUGAGAGGUCUGACUCCUCAGACUCUAGAAUCCUCAACACAUCAUCUUAA